This is a messenger RNA of Cavia porcellus (domestic guinea pig), 833 nucleotides long. It is a transcript of the gene Crygs, whose product is annotated as crystallin gamma S. The coding region runs from base 42 to 578 and encodes 178 amino acids. Gene Ontology annotation, biological process: lens development in camera-type eye; visual perception. The record is from RefSeq and is marked provisional. Lineage: Eukaryota; Metazoa; Chordata; Mammalia; Rodentia; Caviidae. The transcript has 3 exons. Gene Ontology annotation, molecular function: structural constituent of eye lens.
GUAUUUCUUUCAGCACUGGGGAGGUCACCUAUGCCCUAAAGAUGUCUAAAACAGCAACGAAGAUUACUUUCUACGAAGACAAAAAUUUUCAAGGCCGCCGCUAUGACUGUGACUGCGACUGCGUGGAUUUCCACGCAUACCUAAGUCGCUGCAACUCCAUCCGAGUGGAAGGAGGUACCUGGGCUGUGUAUGAGAGGCCCAACUUCGCUGGGCACGUGUACAUCUUACCCCAGGGCGAGUACCCAGAGUACCAGCGCUGGAUGGGCCUCAACGACCGCCUGGGCUCCUGCAAAGCCGUUCAUCUGUCCAGUGGAGGCCAGUAUAAGAUUCAGAUCUUUGAGAAAGGAGAUUUCAAUGGUCAGAUGUACGAAACCACUGAAGACUGCCCCUCCAUCAUGGAGCAGUUUCACAUGCGAGAGAUCCACUCCUGUAAGGUGCUGGACGGUGUCUGGAUUUUCUAUGAGCUACCCAACUACCGCGGCAGACAGUACCUCCUGGACAAGAAGGAGUACCGGAAGCCCAUUGACUGGGGAGCAGCGUCACCCGCUGUCCAGUCCUUCCGCCGCAUUGUGGAGUAAUGCCGAGGUGGGGCCGUAGGUGUCCUCCUGAGGACCGAGUGCUGGCUGGCCUUGCGGCACAAAUAGGCAUCGUAAAUAAAACAAUUGGCAUGCAUCCCACUGCUGACUACAAUGCCUCUUCUUAAACGCUUCUAGGGACCAGUAAAGUAGUGCCUGCCACAGUGGGUGGUUACACAAAGAACCUCCUCCAUCAGAUUAAUAAUCUAGAUCUUAGUGCCAAACAAAACGAGACUGCAUUAAAAAGUUAGAAAACCA